Molecule: messenger RNA, 2879 nt
Organism: Belonocnema kinseyi
Lineage: Eukaryota; Metazoa; Arthropoda; Insecta; Hymenoptera; Cynipidae
Product: protein claret segregational-like
Exons: 5
Coding region: 352-2343 (663 amino acids)
Biological process (GO): microtubule-based movement
Molecular function (GO): microtubule motor activity; microtubule binding; ATP binding
Source: RefSeq, a predicted model, not a curated record
CCAUAGACGCUGGACCGUUCUUUUCAGUUUGAAAAAUAAACGUUAUUUAUUUUGUUUAUUCUAAACGAUUAUUAGGGAUAAGUUUAGUGCAGUUUUGUGAAUGACUCGUGAUAUGUGUUUUAUAAAAAAACAGUGCCAUAUUUAACGAAGCAAUCGAUCAACUUCGAUAACGGACAUUGAACUUUUCACAGAACGGCUCUUCGACGCAAAGGAUCGGUUACAUCGCCCCGACAGCAAGGUACAUGUCAAUUCCUUUCAAGAAAAGGGUUUCUGGGGCAUUUCUUCUCAGAAAAAGAGUCUUUGUGUGUUGGAAUUUCAUCAGGAACAAUCAGGAAAUGCAAUGUGUAUAAGAUGGAGUCCCGACUUCAGCAGCCAAAGAUAAAAUUAAUCAAAGCAAAGAGUACAUUAACAGUCGCAGGAGGCUCAAAAAUCCCAAAGACCAGUCAGAUCAGUUUAGCAUCACAAAGUACGAGUAUAGCAACGAUGUCGAAUAUAAAAAAUGCCGCGAGCACGACAAGCAUAAAUUCCCGAAACGGUACCGAGAAUCAUCCUCCGAAGGAGGCAGCAGGAUUACUUCGUUCCCAGACUAUGUCGACAAUUCUUCGACAGAGGCCAACCCAGAAAGCUCCAUUGAAGCGGCUAGGAGCGGGCGUCAAUGCGAUUGAAGCAAAGCGAGCAAAUAUCACUCAGCGGGUCGCGAAACCUCCAGUUACCACGAAUAAUGCAAAACCUCCGGCAAAACCGGCAGCCAAGCCAGCGCCGAAAGCAGCGAAUAAAAUGCCAGCAAAAUGGGAUCUCAAAGGACGAUUAGCGUAUACUACGGAGGAACUAACAACCGUUAAAAGCCAAAAUAAGGAAAUGUCUUCGAAAUUUCACGAGAUGCAAGAAAAUUAUCAAAGUCUCCAGGAGAGCGAAAGUCUCAGCAAAGCCAGGGCUGAGGAAUUUGAAAAGUCGAAUGCAAAAUUAAAUGAAGAUAUGACAAGGUUGAAGGCGGAGCUCGAUGACUAUCUUACCAAGAACGAGGAUUUAACGAAAAAGCUUCAGGACAUGCAGGAAAAGUAUGAAAACGUGUCGGAGUCUUUGAAAGAGUAUAAGGAGAGGUGCAGUCGGCAGGAGGAACUUUUGAAGGAACAGAAGGUUAGGCUGGACGAUUAUGAUGGAAAUCUUAAAUUCGAGAGGGACAGGAAUAACAAACUGUCCACGACAAAUGAAGAUCUGCAAGUUUUGGUGCACAGUAUGGACAAAGAUCGGAGAAUUCUUCAUAAUACUAUGCAAGAAAUGAAGGGCAAUAUUCGGGUGUUCUGUCGGGUGCGACCAGCUAUUUCAAAAGAAGCUUCAAAACCAUUAUGCUCUAUUAAUUACCUCGACGAAUGCACCAUAGACGUUGGACGUGGGGAAGGUGGAGAAAUGGGAUGUGGUGGUAAAAUACGGCAGUCUCGGCAAGAAUUCCAAUUUGAUAAAGUAUUCCCUCCCAAUGCAUCUCAGGAAGACAUAUUUCAAGAAUUGUCGUUACUUGUGCAAUCAGCUUUGGAUGGCUAUAACGUUUGCGUUUUCGCUUAUGGUCAAACGGGCUCUGGGAAAACUUAUACAAUGGAAGGCUUCCCUGGAACGGAAAUGGAAGGAAUGAUACCAAGGACCGUGAAGCAUAUUUUCAGUGAGAUGAAACAGUUCGAAUUGCUCGGCUGGGAAUACAGAAUCGAAGCGAGCUUCCUUGAAAUUUAUAAUGAGCAUAUAGUGGAUUUAUUGGACUCUCAGCCUAAGUUACUAGAGAUACGAAUGGCUGAUAGCAAAGGGAAUGACUUGUACGUUAGCAAUCUUCAAGUCGAGGAAAUCCACAGUCCUGAAGAACUGCACAAAUGUCUUCUAAUAGCCCAGCAAAAUCGAGCAGUAGCCGCCACCCAAUCCAAUGAGAGAUCUUCAAGGUCGCACUCAGUCGCCCGAAUUCGAUUGAUCGGUAAGCACGCCCGAAAAGACGAAAUAUCGAUAGGAAACCUCAAUCUGGUCGAUUUAGCCGGGUCUGAGCGAUUGAAGGGAGAGGAGGCUGCUCGGACAGCCGAGACAAAAAAUAUCAACAAAUCUCUCUCGAAUCUUGGAAACGUGAUCCUGGCUCUUUUGAAAAAGCAGGAUCACAUACCCUACAGAAACUCCAAGCUGACACAUCUUUUAAUGCCGUCUUUGGGAGGUAAUUCCAAGACACUUAUGCUUCUCAACAUUUCUCCUCUCGACGAUUGCUACAACGAAACGCUCAAUUCGUUGCGAUUCGCCAGUAAUGUAAAUAAUUGUAAAACUGGCACGGUCAAGAGAACAAAAAUGACGCUCCAGAACAACUCAACGUCAUCAUAAAUCCGUACACAAACAAUUCAACCUGAGCUGAUUUCGGACGAAAUUAAUUUCUAGUGCCUAAUGAUUCUUCAUUUAAAGCCUCGUUUCGAACCAAAAGUCGCGCUUUGCCUAGGAUCUUAAGAGAUUUUUUAAUGAUUUAUAGACUAUCUAUAAUUUACAACUACCUAUAAUUUUGUAUCGAGUAAGCUAUAUUGUAUAAUCAAAGAUAGAAGUAAAGACUUUAACUUUAAAAUAGGAAAAGACUGACUCGGCAGAUGUAGAAAUUACUUUUGUUUAUUGCUCUCUCUCCUUUUCUCUUUCGUCGGUUAUCACUUUAGUUUAAUGAGACUGCGCUAUUUCCGAAAAGAAGUCUAAUAUAUCUUGAACUGAGAACUCCAACGUCACCAUACUGUCUGGAUAGCAUCUAUGAAUUCUCCCCUCGAUGUAAGUGUACUGCGCUAUAAACUCGCUCUGCAUUUCACGCCAGACAACCUGGAAAAUAAAAUUUUAACAUUGUUUUCAGCAUUUUUAUGUAAUAGAAUUCACAUAAUAUUUUA